Molecule: messenger RNA, 1299 nt
Organism: Aspergillus fumigatus Af293
Lineage: Eukaryota; Fungi; Ascomycota; Eurotiomycetes; Eurotiales; Aspergillaceae
Source: RefSeq, a predicted model, not a curated record
AUGAGCACAGACGCAGUGACCCUCGAUUUGAAUGGACCUGCGCUUACAUCAAGGAAAUCUUCAAGCCGGUCAAAAGGCAAGGGUGCUCGUCGGGGUGAUUUUGAGACGCUUUCGAUGGAUGUGGUGAUUGUGAGAAGGCCGGUAACGGCCGAACCGGGGGAUGGCCAGACUCAUUCCCAACCCAGGGAGGAGCACCCUGUUGAUUCCAACCACUUCAUGGCAGAAGAUGCGCGUAGGCCGAGAAUUGUCGAGAUAAAUGGCCAAUGGAGUGAGCCAGCCAUCAGCCAUGCGCAGAUGCCAGCAAACACAAAUCAAGCGCAGCAACAUCCUCAGCAUGCGUACCAGCAACCACAUUUCCCUCCCCAGGGUCACGCUGAUGCAAGGCAGCAGCACCAUCAACAGACGCAAUGGCCAUUGCACCAACAACCAGAAAUACAUCAUCACGGGGUAACUGAACCAGGCAACAAUCCUCAAUUCCAGCCACAAAAUCCGGGUAUCCGGAUAAUCCCAGUUGCUCCUGAUGGACAUCCUCAGAGCCUUGAUCAUGGUCUUAGUUCCAAUCAAAUCAAUCAGCAUGCGGAUCGACCCUCCAUGAGGCCAGAAAUUCAUAAUCAGACCAAAGAGAAUAAAACUUUUACACCCUGGUCGUCAAGUCUGCACGUCGGGCCGGAAGCAGACUGGCCUCCUGGAUCGAGCAGCCUAGGAGACGACGAUUCCGAGCUGUUUGACUUUGAAGUCGGAAGCUCAGCUACCGAAGGCUCCGAGGACAUCAUUGAUGAAGCGCUAAAAAGAUCGAAGUCAUGGCGCGGAAGCCUUCAUCAUCGCCAGAACUCUGCAUCAAGUCAAAAUCGGCCUGAGGUCGUUUACAGGACUCAUUCCCGCAAGAAGCCGACCAAGCCCGCUUCAGACUCGAAGCUCAACCGCAGCAAAUACCCAGUCGGUUAUGUCGAGGUGAUCCCAGCCAAUAGCAAGCAAUCAAGCAAGCGAACUGUGAAGCCUCAAUUGAAAGAAACUGCCGCCCAGCAACAGCCCCGGAGCCGGCCCAAGAUUGUGCAAGCACCCGCGAACUCGGCCGACCUGGACCUCCUACAUCUCAGUGACAAACUGCUUAAGGGCCGUGAGAGGAAUGACAUCAGAACGCGAAUCCUGGAUGAUCGGGAAGCAAGAGUGGAACGGCGGGAGAAGCUGGUCGAGCAUCAGGCCCGGAUUCUGGACGAGAAACUCGAAGAAGCGCGUUUCUUGGAUCGACAUCUGUUGCUUCAAGAGCCAGGUCUCUUUCAGCGUCGACAUUACCUGUGA